UGAAUCGGAAAUUUAUAUUGCGAAGGAAGGAAGGAGCGAGUAAAGGAGAGGACUUAUUCAGACGAAGCGACGACUGUCUCUCUUCUUGUUCUUCUUCUUGAAAUGGGUACUCCAGAAUUUCCAGAUCUAGGAAAACACUGCGCUGACUCCGAUUGCAAGCUCGUUGAUUUCUUGCCCUUCACUUGCGAUCGCUGCUAUCAGGUGUAUUGUUUGGAACACCGAAGUUAUAUCAAACAUCGCUGUACAAAAGCUGACAAGCAAGAUGUCACUGUAGUAAUAUGUCCACUUUGCGCUAAAGGAGUCCGCCUAGUUCCUGAGCAAGAUCCAAACAUAACAUGGGAGAAUCAUGUUAACACCGACUGCGACCCAUCAAAUUAUGAGAAAGUUACAAAGAAGAAAAAAUGCCCUGCAGCUGGAUGCAAAGAGAUCUUAGUAUUCUCAAACACAAUUAAAUGCAAGGAUUGCACGAUAGACCAUUGUUUGAAGCAUAGGUUUGGUCCUGAUCACAAAUGUCCAGGACCUAAAAAAGUGGAAACAAAUUUCCCUUUUAUGAAUCUAAUGAAUAGGAGUAGAAAGAAGGAGUCUAAAACCAACUCAAGUUCAACCUCCUCUUCAUCUAAAUGGACUACAAGCUUUCUUAAUGCUGCUUCUAAUAUUCGAGCUUCAGCUGAGGCUGGAAUGUCAAAGUUGAGUGGUGAAAUUAACCAAGCAUGGGGGACAUCAAGUGAUGGUGGGAGAAAGAGCAACGACAAUGGUCAAGUGGAGCAAUGCCCUCAAUGCGGUGCCAAGUUUUCCUCGAUCACUACUUUAAUCAAUCAUGUGCAAAAAGUUCAUGAAAGAAGUGGCAGCCGAUCUGCUGCGAAUGUUACCAUUGAUGCGUGUCCUAAGUGCAGUAAAGGAUUCACAGAUCCCGUGUCCCUUGUGGAGCAUGUUGAGAGGGAACAUGGUGGAACUUCUAGAAGAUAGGUUCAAUAUAUGGGCGAACGCACUCAUAUAUCAGUCGAGUUCGAUAAUAAGAGCUUUGAAUUAUGGUUCAUCCGGAUCAUGAAACACGAGUUGGAGCUCAUCACAUCUUUUCUGUUGUUCUAGUACCAACCUCUGUCUGUCUUUCCUCGGUCAUGCCUGUCUUUAUCAGACGAUUCUGACCCCAAAGCACAGGGUAUUCCAAGGAUACUCUCUAGAGCGGUCUGUGUAUUCUCUUCUUCAGCUGCCUUGUUUCAGAA
Molecule: messenger RNA, 1223 nt
Organism: Medicago truncatula (barrel medic)
Lineage: Eukaryota; Viridiplantae; Streptophyta; Magnoliopsida; Fabales; Fabaceae
Product: zinc finger AN1 and C2H2 domain-containing stress-associated protein 11
Exons: 4
Coding region: 103-966 (287 amino acids)
Cellular component (GO): cytoplasm
Molecular function (GO): zinc ion binding
Source: RefSeq, a predicted model, not a curated record